Messenger RNA from Leishmania braziliensis MHOM/BR/75/M2904, 993 nucleotides. RefSeq lists its product as hypothetical. Lineage: Eukaryota; Euglenozoa; Kinetoplastea; Trypanosomatida; Trypanosomatidae. Bases 1 to 993 code for a protein of 330 amino acids. The record is from RefSeq and is a predicted model, not a curated record. The transcript has a single exon.
AUGCCCAGGAACAAGAGACCUCACCAGGUGAAGAGGGUCGACGGGGCAUCCAGCGAAAAACGAAAGCGGGCGAUCGUUUCGCCAUCUGCUGCCCCUCAUCAUCACACUCUUCGGGCACAGAAUGCGGAAAGUACACCCGCUUCCCCCAAGUCCAUUGAGGAUGUUGCUCGUCUCUUCAUCGGGGUGAAUAACGGCAGCAGCUGUGGCAAAGCAUACGAGAACACUGAGAGGGCCAGCGUGCAACUGAAGAAAGCAAAGGGUUCGACAAAACGACUCCGCGAAGAUGUAGAGAACGGCACAGUGUGCAAACGCUUACCGAUGAAACAGCACAAGAGUCCCACAAUCAGUGCAUUGUCGUCGACGGCCACGAUCACCACCAUGACUGAGAGGAAGACACGCAGGCCGCCCAAGGCGGCAGGGAGGAAUGAGGAUGAUGACGACGAUGAUGUCGAACUGGCCAAGGCUGUACAGGCGCAGACGCUGAACUUCCUGCAGCGCUUGAGCUCGAAGAAUAGCACAGCCUUCUGGGGGUUACGCGACGUCGCGCAAGGCAAGCGAUGCACUGCAGCAACAACAGCGGCUACCGCUACGUCAUCUCUCUCCUCGUCCUCCUCACCCUCGAGCAAGAAGGCCGCGAAAAGCAGCGCCAAGGGGACGAAGAAGCUGCUCGACGAUGGGGAGGAGCUAUGGCGCGUUGGUGGCCCGUACAUUCCCUGUUAUCAGGACGGCGACAGCGAUGGGGGUGAACGAGGAAGUGGGCACACCAGCGGAUCUGAAUCAAAGAGUUCGACGAGCAGCAGCGAGCCGUCCUGGGUGACAGACAGCAGUGAAGAUAUAGAUGACGGCAGCAACGACGACGGGAACUACGCCGAAAAGAGCUCUCCUGUCGCCACUGGUGCUUCCAGCCGACGCGGGGUCGCGGGGGCGCGAAAGCAAAGCGGUGGUGGCUGCCUUUUUCAGAGCGGUGAUGAUGGCGUCUGGGACGAUGACUGA